Syngnathus typhle (broad-nosed pipefish) is the source of this 5392-nucleotide messenger RNA. RefSeq names its product adhesion G protein-coupled receptor F3b (gene adgrf3b). Bases 1631 to 4579 code for a protein of 982 amino acids. Gene Ontology annotation, cellular component: membrane. Gene Ontology annotation, molecular function: G protein-coupled receptor activity. The record is from RefSeq and is a predicted model, not a curated record. The transcript has 16 exons. NCBI's taxonomy places the organism in Eukaryota, Metazoa, Chordata, Actinopteri, Syngnathiformes, Syngnathidae. Gene Ontology annotation, biological process: cell surface receptor signaling pathway; G protein-coupled receptor signaling pathway.
UAGGUACACCGCCAUUUUUAGGUGUACCUAAUCACAGGUCACUUCAUUAGGGAAAAAUCAUGGUGAAAGCUUAACUGAAAGUGAAAAGUGCCACACCCGCCCUCACCCCCACUUUCUGAUUGGCUGUUUGAUCUGUGAUGUCACUCGGACUCUCCAUUAGGUACACCGCCAUUUUUAGGUGUACCUAAUCACAGGCCACUUCAUUAGGGAAAAAUCAUGGUCAAAGGUUAACUGAAAGUGAAAAGUGCCACACCCGCCCUCACCCCCACUUUCUGAUUGGCUGGUUCAUCUGUGACGUCACUCGGACUCUCCAUUAGGUACACCGCCAUUUUUAGGUGUACCUAAUCACAGGUCACUUCAUUAGGGAAAAAUCAUGGUCAAAGCUUAACUGAAAGUGAAAAGUGCCACACCCGCCCUCACCCCCACUUUCUGAUUGGCUGUUUGAUCUGUGAUGUCACUCGGACUCUCCAUUAGGUACACCGCCAUUUUUAGGUGUACCUAAUCACAGGCCACUUCAUUAGGGAAAAAUCAUGGUCAAAGGUUAACUGAAAGUGAAAAGUGCCACACCCGCCCUCACCCCCACUUUCUGAUUGGCUGGUUCAUCUGUGACGUCACUCGGACUCUCCAUUAGGUACACCGCCAUUUUUAGGUGUACCUAAUCACAGGUCACUUCAUUAGGGAAAAAUCAUGGUCAAAGCUUAACUGAAAGUGAAAAGUGCCACACCCGCCCUCACCCCCACUUUCUGAUUGGCUGGUUGAUCUGUGAUGUCACUAGGACACUCCAUAAGGUACACAGGUGUCAAACUCUAGUCCUCGGGGGGCCGCGUUCCAAUAUGUUUUCCAAGUUACCCUUGUUAAACACACCUGCGUGAAAAGAUUUUGGUCAUUUCACGUUCUGCAGGAGAUAAAACUUUUCACGUCUAAAAGCACAUUGAGAUACGUGCGCACACCUGGGAUUGAACCAAGUGCUUACUGGGUAAGAGGCCUUGUCAUUAACCAGUCGCCUAUUUCGACCUGGCAAUCCAUGGCCGUCUGCACGAGGUGGCACCAGCUUCAAUGCGCAUUACCGACACCUACUGGUUGAAAUCAUAUUAAAUGAAAAAAGAACGAAUCCCUUUAUGAAGUUAUUCGUUCACUCUCGUUCACUGAAAGUAUUCGCUCUUUUGAACGAAUCGUUCACUCACGAGCCAAACACUACAGUGACGCUUUGACCAUGACACUUCCCUAAUGAAGUGGCCUGUUAUUAGGUACACCUCAUGGACAGUUUAAUAGGUACACCACACGAGGUAAAAUAAAUAAAUAAAUAAAUAAAUGUAGCGAACAAUUUGGUGACCGAUUGUUUUGAACCCUAACCCCUAACCCCCUAACACCCUAACCCUAACCCUAACCCCAAACCUAACCCCUAACCCUCACCCCUAACCCCCUAAUCCUAACCCCAACCCUAACCCUAACUCUUUUGAGUGAACUGAUUCUAAAGAUUAGGAAGAAAAUUAGUAAUUCACAUUUAAAUACCGCCCUCUAGUGGAAAACGUGACAACUUAACCAUGUGACAACAAGCCCCACUUUCCAUAAUAACAUUUAUUUCAAUGUAGUGGUUAUUAAAUUGUGACAUUUUUCCAUUAGGAACACAAUGUUUUCCAUCAUGUUCGUGAUGGGAUCUUUGUUCAUGUACUAUCAGGCUUGUGCUGCCGACUCGUCAGACUCGGCUGCAGCAAAAUAUUGCCAGGGGCUCGAUACCAAAGGAAAAGAAGUGGUAGUGGUGCAUGAUGGCCAAAAACAAACAGUUGUAGGUUGUCUAAUAUACAACGGUAAAUACUUGUGCAACUGCUCUAAUGGGUGCACUCGGACUAAUGAGCCGUGCUGCUGCAGUGAAAGAAUAUGCAAAAACAAGGUGAUGAAAUCCACAACAGUUUGCUUACCCAACGUCCAAGACAAACUCACUGGAACUUCAAAACUAAAUGGAACCAUGUGGGAUUUAAACAAAAUUAAACAGCUUGAAACUGCCUUUCAAGAACUUCACGGUUUUCAACACUUGAACAUUACUGGUCUGAGCCUGUCCAACCGUUCUCUGGACUUUGAAGUGGGUCUUAACAACAAAUUUGCAACGUCGAGACUCCAGGGCAUUGUGUCGACAUUGGAAGCCAAUCUUGGAGCUAAUUUCAGGAUCACCUUAUCAGACAAUGUCACCAUCGAAUCAACAGAAACAUGUGUACCUUACAUGUCAGAGGCAACACUGAAAUGUACUUUAGAAGGGGUAUCGAAGAAGUCGAGCUGGAAAAUCAUCAGGAGGAACGAGUAUUUUGAGCUCAACAAUGGCAGUGUGGUGAAACUCGACUCAAAAUGUGCCACAAAUAAAUCUUGCACUGCCGUUACACUUCAUAAUGUAACAAACAUCUGGGCGGGCACGUAUGAAUGUGAAUUCACAAGUGGGUCACUCAGACAUACGGCAAGGAAAGAAUUAAAAGUGGCGACCCUGCCCGAAGAUAUCGCCAUGACAGCUGAACCUGUUACUGUGGACUGCUCUAAAAAACAAAGUACUCAAAAUGUUACAGUAACUGCCACAGUCCAAAACAACAAUGAGACCUAUAAAGUCAUGUGGAGCUACAAAGUUGGAGAUAAAAUACAAUCACCCACAGCGGACUCACUGGAUUACAAUUUCACAGCUGUUAUCAGUUGCCAGGAAACCAGUGAAGCACAUUAUGUGACAGUCACCUUUAAAAACAUCAAGGAUCAAGAAAAAAGUGCAAGACUGGACAUUCCAGUAAUUUAUGUGGGUAAGAAAUUUUGCAAAGAAGAUGAUUUGUGGCCCAGGACCCCAGAUGGAGACACAGUGUUUAAUCGAAAGUGUCCAAAGGGCAGAGUUGGCUACGAGUCCCGCACUUGUAAAGGAAACAAGUGGCAGCCAGUGUUCUCCAAUUGUGUCAGCAACCAUUUGUUUACCAUUUUGCAAGUUGCAGAGAACUACAUGAAAGGACAAGGGGCAACUCCAAAGAGGGCCAAAUCUAUUUUUGAGGGACUUCGGGACAGUUCGAUGUCGGAUUCAAAUUCAAUAGACAAGAUGACUGACCUUACUGUCUCUAUCCAUAUUCUUGAGUUGAUGGCUAAAGCAUCAGAAAUCAAUACCCUGGAUAACUGUGUCUUACAGGUCUUCGUUGAUGCAGCAAGUAAUAUGUUGGCCCAAACCUGGGCUGGAGUCAACGAGUCCAUUAUUUAUAACCUGUCAUCAAAUUAUCUUUGGUCUGUGGAAGGUUUAGUGAAGAACAUCCAAAUCAACCAAGGUCAAAGAUUGACCUCUCCAAAUUUAGAGGUCACUGUGUGCCCAGGUGGUAACUGUGAAGUGACUUCGUACAAUACCACAAUAUAUAUGAACAGGUCCUCUGGAAUUUUGAAAAUACUUGCUGUGAAAAAUCUGACGGAUAAAUUACAGAAUGACUUCCCAUACACGGUGCCAUCACCAGUUUUGAUAUCUGCAACACUGGAGGAUAAUGAUGAAUCAUCUGUAAGAAUUAGGUUGAAAUUUAACAAGGAUUUGCAGAACUCUGGAAAAACUUUCUGUGUUUUUUGGAACACCACAGGGAGAUGGUCAGAAGAAGGAUGCAGAGCAAUGGUUAGUGGUAACGACAUCUUCUGUGAGUGCGACCACUUGACUCCAUUCUCUGCCAUGUUUGGCUACGAUAGUGAUUCGACACAACCUCUUGAACACCUUACAAUAGUUGGCCUGAGUGUGUCCAUUUGCUCCUUGCUUAUCUUUCUUAUCAUUCAGUGUCUGGUAUGGUCAGCAGUGGUCAAAACAAACCUUUCACAUUUUUACCACACAGCCAUGGUAAAUAUUGCCGUUUUCCUCUUGCUUGGCCACUGCAGUUUCUUGAUUUCCUCACUAACAACUGAUCUCUCAACGCAUCCUCCAUGGUGCGAAAUUGCGACGGUCUGCAAACAUCUCUUUUUCUUAGCCACAUUUUGCUGGAUGCUAUGUAUGAGCGUGAUGCUAGUCUACCAUCUGAUUUUUGUAUUCAACCCACUGAGCAAAAAUAUUUUUAUAUCUCUCUCCAGCAUAGUAGGCUACGUCUUCCCAAUGCUCAUAGUGGGAUCCACCUACAUGUAUUGCAAAUAUAGCGGCAAGCGGUACCACGACGAAAAAUGUUGGCUAGUUUCUGGAAAGGUCUUGCAGAGCUCUUUGUCUUCUUUUCUCUUCCCAAUUGGAGCCAUCACUCUGAUAAAUCUCUGUUGUGUGGUGGUUGUCAUUGUCACUCUGGUGAAGUCUCCAGUCCUCGAUAGCAGAAAUGCAGACUACAGGCAAACAGCCAAACGUAUCCUCAAGGUGAUAGUUUUUUUGACGCCAGUCUUUGGACUGACAUGGAUCGUAGGAUUCUUUCUCUUCACAGCAGACCUGGAAGGACCAUUUUUUGUCAUUGUGAACUACACUUUCAGCAUCCUCAAUUCCUUUCAGGGACUUUCUAUAUUGUUGUCAGGCUGUUUUGCGGAGCAGAAGGUUCGAGGGGAACUGUUGAAGCUUAUAAUGGUGAAUUCAAAAGGCAAAUUAACGAUAAAACAUCAACGGCAUGCAGGGAAGAAAAUUUAAUCCCCAGAUCAGCCACCUUUAUUGAGCUCUUUCCUACAUGUUUAAUUUUCUUUGUCUUUUCUUUUCUUUUUUUAAAUAGUAGAAUAUUGUGAUUGUUUUGUGUUGGGUGUUGCAAAAAUUAUAACAAUGCCCUCGUCUCAAUUUCCUUACAAAUUGACUCUGUGUGAAAUUUAGGCUUUUUUACGAAGUGAAAGCUACAUCUUGUUUUUUUACAAUAAUUUCUUCUAUCUUGUAAUUUUAGACUGUGAAUUGAGUGGCAAUGGCAAGAAUACCAUGUUUACGCUAAUUUGAACAUAGAACAUAAUAAGGCAAAUGUUAGAAAAAUGUAUAUAUAUGUUAUCAUGCGUUCUCUAAUCAAUGCCUUACUGCAAUAUUACUGCAAUAUAUGCUUGCUGUUUGGCCUUGCUGUUUUUAUGAUGUACCACAGAAGGACAGUUCCUUUCUAACAAAGACCACUUUGUUAGACAACAUGCCUCAUUGCUGUCCUGCACCCCAGAUGAACCUCCAAGUGACCAUUAAAGUCAGGGUUUUUCCUAACUAUCUUUAUCGUAGGAUUAGGUUGGAAUGUAUAUAACCAGUAAUAAAUAACUUAGCUUGUUGCAUCCUACACAAUGUCGUAAAACUUCCCUUGCUAUGUUUUAACUAGAGGUCAAAGGUUUUUUCUUUUGUAUCCAGUCCACUCAAACUCCUCUUCCCAGAUGUUCUUAUCAGUAUGUAAACACCUAGUGUCUCACACUGUGGGUAGGGCGAAUCCAAAUAAAAAGAGCGGGAGUGCCUACAGAUUUUUAGUGUGUGUAGAGAUUGUCUCAAGCU